This is a messenger RNA of Huiozyma naganishii CBS 8797, 3411 nucleotides long. It is a transcript of the gene SWI1, whose product is annotated as Swi1p. The transcript has a single exon. Gene Ontology annotation, biological process: regulation of transcription by RNA polymerase II. Gene Ontology annotation, cellular component: nucleus; SWI/SNF complex. The record is from RefSeq and is a predicted model, not a curated record. NCBI's taxonomy places the organism in Eukaryota, Fungi, Ascomycota, Saccharomycetes, Saccharomycetales, Saccharomycetaceae. Bases 1 to 3411 code for a protein of 1136 amino acids. Gene Ontology annotation, molecular function: transcription cis-regulatory region binding.
AUGAGCCCAAUGGAGAUGGGGCACUCGACAGGCGGGGGCAGUUUGUCCCCACAGGCUAUUUUAGCUCGAAAUUCAAUGUUAAAAUCCGGUGGGAUGCCGAUGGGUAACGACCCCGUCAGACCUAGGUCCAGUCACACGCCUGUGAACCCAGAGACGCCGCAACAUAUACUUAUGAUGAAUAACGGGAAUGGCUCGAAUAACACCAGUAAUAACAUUCAACCGCAGCAGAUCAUGUCGAACCACGGAUCCCCAUUCAUGCAGGAACCGCAGCAACUGCAUAGAAAUGCGUACAGCGCUGGGCCAGGGAAUAAUAUGCAGAUGCCGACGGGUAAUGUUUCCGCAGGAGCACCCAAUAAUGUCUAUGGCGACAGAGGCACCAUGUUCAACCCUUUGCAACAGCAGCAGCAACAGCAGCAAAGAUUUCAACAGCUACAGCAGCAACAGCAGCAACAGCAGCAACAGCAGCAACGACAACAGCAGACAGAAGGCUACACCACAGUCGGUCAAAUCCCGCUUUCGAACGUGCGUGGCUCUCAGCCACCGCAGAUGGGACCUGGUAUACCCCCAAACCAACAGAUGAUGGGAACACAACCAACCCAGCAACAGUUCAGGCAGCAGCAACAGCAACAGCAACAGCAACAGCAACAGCAACAGCAACAGCAACAGCAACAGCAACAGCAACAGCAACAACAGCAACAACCAAGACGUAUUUUACAAAACUUGAACCCAGUGUUACAAAAAAGAAUAUCUAAUGAACUGAAUAACAAACAAUACGAACUGUUCAUGAAAUCGUUGAUAGAACACUGUAAGAGAAUGAACAUGCCCUUACAGGCUUUACCAGAAAUACAGGGCCAAAAAGUGAACCUUUUUCUAAUACAUAUCAUGGUGCAGAAAUUGGGAGGCAGCGAACAGGUAACUGCUAACAAUAUGUGGGGGGAAAUUGGUCAAAAAAUACAAAUUAGAGACUUCAAGGAGUUGGAAAUCAUUUACUACAGGUACUUGCUCCCCUACGAAAGGUAUAUGGUUUCGCCAGAUGGGAUAAAGGAAACUCAGGCGAAAAAAAUAUUUCUGCAGCAGUUUCUACAAGAGCUUCUGAAUAAACUGAAGAACCCACCUCAACAGUUUGUGAAUAACAACCCCAAUGUGUUACAAAGACCACCUAGCGCCAAUAUGAUGAAUCAACCUACCCCGAACCCAAUAGGUGCCCCCAUGGGAAUGAAUCCCGUCCCUCAGAAUGUAAUGGUACCUCAAGGAAAUUCCAAUAACAUAAUCAGAGAUGACAUUCCUGGUGUAUCGCCGGCCCAAACUGCAGAGAAAGCUCCAAAGAAGAAAGCACCAAAGAAAACUCGCAAGCCAAGACAGAAGAAAAAAACUAAGAAGGAGCUGGAACAGGAGAGAAAACAGAAGGAAGAAUUUGAAAAGCAGCAAAGGCUGAUAUUGGAGGAGCAACAUAGGCAACAAAAACUGCUGAUGGAAAAGAAGAGACAAGAUGUAUACCAGCAGGAAUUGGCCAAAUUGCCUAAAGUUUACAAAAGAACUGCCAUAAAAAACUACAAAAGCUUGAAGAGACCCAUCGAAAAUGUUAAUGGGUAUGACAUAUCCUACAUAUCUCAGGUUGGUGAGAAAAUUGACGCCAACAGACCCAUUUUCCUCUUUGCACCUGAACUGGGGACAAUAAACUUACAUGCUUUAUCAAUGUCGCUCGAAUCAAACCACUUGGGUGAAGUGAACGCUGCUUUGAAUACGCUUCUUGUCACCAGUGCUGAUAACGGGCUCGAUAUUUCGUUAAACUUAUACUUUGGGUUACUAAACGUGCUUUGCAAAUUGGGUAUAAACUUGUUGAACACCUUGGUCAAUGAAAGCGGGAAGACAAACCUGGAAUUGAGAACGACAAAUUUGAACUUUACACAAAAUUACUGCGACGAAUACGAUGUAGAGUCCUUUAUUGACAACACAAAAGUGGCAUACACAAGGAAUGAAAGAGUGAUGGAUGAAGUUUUUGAACGAUACACCAAAAAAAUGGAGACCGGGGGCGACGCAUUUUCAAAGCAUAAGACCAUACUAGUUGAUUCAUUAACCGGGGUCGACACUAACCAGAUGCAUUUCACUAGUGCACCUAUAGAUUCAAUUCCUCUUAAGGUGGAUGAGAGCUCGUGCGAUGAAGUAGACGGUUUAAUGGAACCUCACAACGAUAGUUCCAUCGGACGAGUCAAAAAGUGGACUUUACUACCGAAACAAAUGAAAUAUCAAAAAGAUAUUUCACAAGGCUACGAACUGGACAUUCCAUCUUAUAUGGACUCUUUGAAAAGGGUGACUGAAGAGGUUGACACGCCAUUUAGCAAAGUGUGCACGCGAGGGGCUGAGGAUACCCGCGUCAUGAUAGCUGACCAGCUAUCCACCAUUUCCAUGAUAAUCCGGAACCUAUCGUUUUCUGACAUCAACGCAACCUUGAUGUGUAAGAGCCAUUUUUUGAAAAGGUUUAUCUCUGAUUUGUUAUGGGUACUGUUUUUGGACAGUAAGAAGUUAGUAUUCACUAGAGUGGCUUUGAAUUUGAAAAAGGACAUCGUUAUCACGCUAACAAAUAUAUCCCACCAUUGGAAAGUUGACUCGCAUACAGAUGCGUUCCUCAUCCUUUUGCUAAUAUCGAGUUUUGGUGUAUCGAAAUCCGUUAAUAAAGAACGCAAGGAUGAUGAAAAGGCGUUAGAGUUUGAAUAUUCAGAAUAUCCAAUGAACUGGGGGAAAUACCACUCGUUUGGUGUUGACACAUUGGCAAAACUACUCUCUUUGGGCCACCCCAACAGAGACUUAUUCAAGGCUGUGUUAUUGAACAACUAUGAAGAUGACACGUCCUCCAGAUAUUGCGAUGACAUUAGCAUUGUUAAGUCUUUGAUAGAAGUUUAUAAGGGCAGUGAGAAAAGACAUUUACUGAACAAUGUGGUAUCAUUUUUACUUUCUGUUAUUCCCUUCCACCAGCUAUCAGCACAUCCGGAAUACGUUGAACAAGCCUCCCCAAUCAUUGCCCAAACUUUGACUUCUCUUUUCCAAAUAGUAAACUUUGUAUCGGUUGACGGAACUGACAACCUUCCAUUAUCCUGGCUCAAGAAUUUUGAAAAUAUCGGGUUGAAUCUAAAGAAGCUGUACGAAUUCUACCAAAACUUGGUGAUACGGAAGAACUCAGAAAGUCCGUUGUAUAAGCUGAUAAGUUGUAAUGCUGUUAAGUUGUUGAGAUUGCUGAUCAAAAAGAGUGCGGUAGAUGCUCAGUCCUGUAAAGAGUUAAUGACUGUGGCUUAUCUACUCCCUAGCGAAUCCGAUUUCUUUGCCAUCUUAACAAAUCCCAUCGUGGAUAUCGAUUUUAUUAAUGAGAUUGACAUGUUCUACAAGGUAAGGAACGAAGUCUACAGUAAAAUCUAG